This is a messenger RNA of Leucoraja erinaceus (little skate), 3917 nucleotides long. It is a transcript of the gene unc119b, whose product is annotated as unc-119 homolog 1. Gene Ontology annotation, biological process: cilium assembly; nervous system development; lipoprotein transport. The transcript has 5 exons. Gene Ontology annotation, molecular function: lipid binding. The record is from RefSeq and is a predicted model, not a curated record. The coding region runs from base 147 to 845 and encodes 232 amino acids. Lineage: Eukaryota; Metazoa; Chordata; Chondrichthyes; Rajiformes; Rajidae. Gene Ontology annotation, cellular component: cilium.
CCGCUGGACUGGGCAGCAGGACGGGCAGUGAGCGCCGUGGAGGGACAAGGGCCGGGAGGGGAUAGCUCGGAGCGUCGGCUGCCAGCGCUUCGAAGUUACUUUCCCCUCCUCCCUGGGCCAUCGCCACCACCACCACCGUCGCCGCGAUGAGUAACUCGGAGAACCAGACGGACGAUAACGAGAUGAAGAAGCAAGGAGGCAGCGUGCUCAAUAGGAUAAAGAGCAGGAAGAACCCGGAGCCCGACGGCGUGAUGACUCCGGUCACCGAAGCCGAGUUGUUGCAGAAGGACUGCAUCAGCCCGAUCAACGUACUGUGCCUACAGAAUGCCACCGAGUCCUACUUGUGCAAGCCCGAAGACAACAUUUAUGGUAUUGACUUCACACGGUUUAAGAUUCGAGAUAUGGAAACUGGGACCGUUUUGUUUGAAAUUGCCAAGCCACCAUCCUCUGAGCUGGAAGAUGAGGACGAUGAAAAUGGCGGAACGGAUUCUAGUUCUGGACGGUUUGUUCGUUACCAGUUCACUCCUGCCUUCUUGAGACUGAGAACAGUUGGUGCAACGGUAGAAUUUACUGUUGGGGAUAAGGCUGUGAAUAGCUUCAGAAUGAUUGAAAGACAUUACUUCAGGGAGAAGCUGUUGAAGAGUUUCGAUUUUGACUUUGGAUUCUGUAUUCCUAACAGCAGAAACACAUGCGAACACAUAUAUGAAUUCCCUCAACUUUCUGAAGAAAUCAUUCAAGAGAUGGUGGACAAUCCUUAUGAGUCACGAUCCGACAGUUUUUACUUUGUUGAUGGCAAGUUGAUCAUGCACAACAAGGCUGAUUAUGCAUAUAAUGGAGGACAGUAGUGAAUCUGCAAAAUGUAUAUUUCAGCAGCGACACCUCCCAUUCAGUUUGUUUGCACUGAUAAUGAAGAGGUUGGCUUUUUGGCUGUGUGAAUCAAUUAUCUUUUAUCAUUUCUAUGCAUUCUGCACCAGAGGGAAUUAAUUCAGUUAAGUUUACUAAGAUGAUUCAGAUUUUGAUAUGGGAAUUCCAUCCAUUGGUGUAUAUGUAAUGUUUCCCAUAUCUAAAAUGAAUGCCUAGUUGUGAUGAAAGACUCCACAUCCGAGAAGUACCUAUAUUUUUCUGUAUUUAUCGUAAAAGAUUCACGCCACUGAGUUUGAACAUGGCCUUGCAUUAUGUUCAAGAAUGGGUGGAAAACUCUAGACGUAGUUUGAUUAGAGGUCCAAAUAAAUUUCCAUUUAAACAAAAAAUGGUUACAGGCUGCUUAGCCACCUUCUUUCUGUUACAGUGCACAUUUUUCUAACAAGAAUCCAUUUAUUUUGUGACCACACUGCAGUACUUCAAAUCUUCCAUGGAGCAGUAUCGAGGACUGAACUUGAAUAUUUACAUUGAAUGUUACAUAUUUAUCACCAGGUGGAGUUUAAGUCUUCUCAAAGAAUUAGAUGCAAAGACGUUUGCAAAAUUGUUUAUUUUUACAUAGAAAAACAUUCUUCACAAAACCUGCUUGUCCUGAUUUCCAAAUCAGACAUUGUAUAUCAUUUUCCUUUAAGGAUCUAAUCCUUUAUGUCCAUGUAUGGUUUUUCAUAUUAAUUGUUAAAUGUGAGUAACAAAGUGAGCACUAUUAGAAACUAUUUAGAGCAUUACUGAGCAAUAUAGUUUUGUGAUAGUCCAAACUAUUGUGGGCCACCAAAGGUUUGUGGAUUUAUUUAAUUUUCUUACUUGCCACAUCAGUUAUCAAUCCUCAACCAGCGAGAAAAUGAUUUUCGUGCAUGUGCUAUAUGAAAGUCAAUAUCUCAAUCCAAGAUUAACCUUUGAAGUUUCAAAACAGAAAUAUAAUAAUAUUUAUUAGCUUCAUUAAUUUCCUUUAUCACUUGCAAAUCUCUCUUCUAAUUCCAUGAGGUUCUGUACCGUAGUUCACAACUCAGAAAAGUUGGUUAUAAGGGAUACAAGAAAAUGGUCAAAAUGUGCUAAGAUGUACUUAUUUUAGCCUAUGACUGAUUUCCAUACAAUUCCAUUGACAUGACUUGAAUGUAUUUACCAAUGUUGUAAGUGAUUUAUAUUAAAGGCACAAUUUAGAUAAAACUUAAAUAAUUUCAUAUUUCUUAGUGUCUGUCUGCUUUAAAUUAAAAGAACUGUUAAAGCUAUCUUUGGCACACAGCAUAGUUUUUAUAUUUUUAACAUAUCUGCCUGAAACUUGAGGCCCAUUUGUUAAUUUUAGUUUGCAUCUUAUAACAAUACAACCUGAUUAAAGCUAAAUAUGUCAUGCUUUAGCUUGCAGUGAGAAGCAACUGAGAGUUCUAAACCUAUGGGUUAUUAGAACUAAUUGCAGAAAUUUAAGGUAUUCCACUCUGAUUUAAAUUUCAGACUGCAAGUGCCAGAAAGGUCUAGUAUAAGUAUCUAUGCACUGAUAUCAUUCUGAAUGGAGCAGAAUUUUAUAUUUCUCCAAUUUACAGUAAUAGAAGAAAGAGGCUGUUUGGGGCUACUUUGAAUGCCAGUUCAGUCCGAGUGAUGCUCAUCUUAGUUCACAUGUAGAGUUGCUUGCAUUUGUUCUGUGAACAAUUUAAAAUAAAGUUUAGAUAAUCCCUAGUCAUUGUGGGCUUUGUUAAAUAUAGUGGGAUGGUUGUUUCACACUUGGUUAAACUUAAAAUGUGAAUCUCUGAACAUGUUAGUGCGAUAUUCCUGUCAGUAUUUCGACCCGAAACGUCGCCAAUUCCUUCUCUCCAUAGAUGCUGCCUCACCCGGUGAGUUUGUCCAGCAUUUUGUGUCUACCCAGUAUUUUCACCAGUCAGAUUUCAUUUGCAUUUUAAAUAGGCAAUUUUACCAUCAGGUCAUUGAAUAGUCAAGGUACAGAUGGGGUGGAGCAAUGUUAAUCAUUUCUAGGUAAUUAAAACAAUAUUUCAAUUUCAAAAAUGAAAGCUGAUAUUAUUGGAGAUGUUGACAUUAAGAACUUUCUCUGUGUGAUUUAAUGCUAUCAAUGGUUUUAUGUUAUCAUUUUACACCAUUGCAUUUUGCUAAUUUUCCUGAGACUUCCUGAUACUUGGAAGCCAGAAGUGCAUUGAUAUUGUUGGUACUUGCUUUUUUUGUAAGCACAGCAGGAAUCACAAUGGUUGAUGUCCCUUGAAGAUAAAUACAAGUUCAAUUAGAUAUUUUAGUAGUUUGGGACCACUGAUCUUGGCAAAUAAGUUACAACAUUUAAAUUUAUAACCAUUAAAACAUUUUUUUCCCCAAUCAGCCACAUAUUUCCAUCUUUCUGUUGCUGACUUUUCUACAUACUAUUCAACAAAAGAAAAUCCCAAGAGAUUUACCCAACACCACUAAAAAAACCAUAAGACCUUGAAUGUGGAUAAUUUAAACUUCCGCUGAACCAAGGGUUUGGGGGAAUUGCUGAUCUGCAUGAAAUAUUGAAGUUGGCUGGUUGCUGCUUUUUUGAAAUUGAUGACGAGCUGAAGGAAAUAAGUUUAUUUUAAAAGACUGGAAAAUUUAAAUUCUCCAUUCAAUUUGUUCAAUAGCUUCUCUAAUCUAGGACGGGUUUGAAUGUCAUGGCUCCUUGUACCGAUCUACUUGAGCACCAAAUAAUAAUUCCCAUGUGAAACAAAUUUUGUGCAGAAGCUUGCAGUUUAUUUUGGUUUGAUCACACAUUUUGUUUAGACAGGUAAGGAAACUUAGAAAAUCUUUUCCAUAGUUUAUCAAGAACAUUAUUAUUGUGUCAGCUGGUGCACUGUGGUAGUUUUGCACCUUUUUAUAUUUUUUACUGUAUACUUCUGAUUUCUCAUCUACCUCUGGCAAGAAACUUUGUGGAUAUUGCUAGUAUUUCUGUGCUGUAUCUGGCAUUGCCAGAAAUCAGCAGGAAAUGCAUUAGGGGCUUUAUUCUUUUUACUUUUGUUUUUUUUUUGUAUAAUAAAAUUCAAUGUGUGUGA